ACGGCACCUGCUGGAUUGCCAACGUUCGUGGGCACCCUGCCCCCGCGGGACGACGUACCCAUCUUGUCCAGAGACGUCACUCGACAUUCACUCGAGAAUCGUUUUUUAUCAGAUAUCAUUUUCCCGAAACAUCGAGAUUCGUGCUUCGCACCGCAUUUCGUAUUCGAGUCGGAACUCGAAUAUCAUCUAGUUUAUAAAGUGCUUCGAAAAUAAUUGAAAAGUAACGGGUGAUACAGGAUGAAUGGCUGCACUUUGCAUUUUAUUUUUUUUAUCCCUAAAUACGAUUUAUUAACAAAACAAAACAUACUAGAAAAUGCAGCGUGAAAAGUUCUACAAUUUACAUAAAACCUCGUUUUUUACAGUUGACUUUUUGUGCUCAGAAUGGUUAAAACUUCUAGCGUUCAAAUUUCGACUGUCCGAAAAUGAUAUUUUUUGUACAAGAUGAAUUUGUCAUCUUUUUACAAUUAUUAUGUGUAAAUUGCAGGGCUUUUCACACUGCAUCUUGUGGUACAAUUUGGUUUUCUUUUAAAAAAAAAACAUGUCAGGUGGUAAAUAAGAAAAAACGCUUUCGUGAUAUAUCAAAAAAAAAAGAUUUUUAAUUUCAAACCUAUGGAGGCUCGUUGGAAUAGUUUGAGGGUUCUUGUUGUCAAAUCAUGUAUCUCAUUAUGUCGAAGAUGUUUUCUCAUGAACCUUUGAAUUUAGAUAGAGCUCGACAUGUUCUAUAAAAAUGUCAGCGAGACAUUUGCUUGUUUUCAUAACAAGAAACGUAAAAACAAAUUGUUUCUCUAAAAGUAAGUUUUUGCUUGCAUUCUGUUAGAGUGUCGUUAGUAGGAAAAUUGUUCCUAAUAAUGAUGAGAUGCAGUUCAUUAUCGUAGACAGCUGAUUUCUCCACUGCAACUUUUAAGAAGAAAGGUCAUUCGAAUGUAUAUAAAAAAAAAUAUUUUCAAUCGACUGUGAAAUAGCCGUGCACGAAAUUUUUUCUUCGUCGUUAUAAGGAACACUGACUCUAAGUCUCCAUAUUCAUAUCCUAAUAUGAUACUUGUCCAGGUCUUUUCUUCUUUUCAUUAGUUUUUCUUUUUAUCUAUUAGAAAAUUCGCAUUUCUAUUCCCACAAUGGAUGUAUGUAAUUAUAAAGCAUGUAUACAACAACUUGUACUGAAAAGUCUUUAUUUUGGUGUUUCCACAUUUUGUAGUCGAACUAAACAAUUAAUCAUAACAUAUGCAUAUGUUUUAUCGAACAAUUGUGUUUGUUUUUCAGUAAUUUUUUAUUAUUAAAUAAAAGACAAAAAAAUAUAUUCCAUAGUUACAAUUAAAUAAAAAUACACGAACGAUGUACUUCUACUUUCUCCUCAUACAACACACUUUCUAUCUCCUUCACAUCAAUAAAUAACAUAUCUUCUUUUAACAAAUCUUAUUUUUCCUUCUUAUCUCGAUGACUUUAUUUAUCAAUGAUUUUACUUAAUAACUAAUAGAUAAUCUUGAAUCUUUAUCUUCACUUCAUACAAAAGAAAAUGAUAUUGUUCGUUUAUUCAAUGAAUUACUUCCAUGGACAUAUAAUUGUCGAACAUUAAUCGAUGCUGCUCGAAAUGGUCAAACAGCUGAAUGUGAAGAUUUAAUUCGACUUGGUGUUGAUAUCAAUGAAAGUGAUAAUUAUAGAAAUACCGUUGUUUGGACAACCUAUUUUCAUGAUUCCGUUAGAAUUCCCCAGAAAAUAACCAGAUAUUAUUUGGAGGACAGUAUCAAUAUUUGA
Messenger RNA from Rotaria sp. Silwood2, 1749 nucleotides. The record is from the annotation of a GenBank genome assembly. Lineage: Eukaryota; Metazoa; Rotifera; Eurotatoria; Philodinida; Philodinidae.